AUGGAUCACCAUCAAGCACCAUCUUCUGCUUUCCCACUGUUCCCUUAUUUGCCUACGGAAUUAAGGCUGAGGGUUUUCGAACAAGCGUUAAUUCCCCUACUACAACCAAGGAUCGUUGCUGUUCAACCAUUCCCAAACACGGACCCUACCAAGGGCUCUUCAAACCUGUCCCGAUGGCAGUAUUGGGCUGUGGCCAACGAGCACUCACUGCGCAAGAAUGAUCCUUUUGUGACAUCCACUGCCAUCCUGGGCAAAGUGUGCAGAGACAGCCGCACCGCCACUCAGGCAUUCCUCAAGCGCCAUGGACAGCCGCUGUCCCAGCGCCCAUUUCAUUCCGUGGGCCUGAACGAAGGUUUCCCAAGCCUGCCCCUGCGCCCCCAAGGCCCUGAUGCCGAUAUUUUCUUCGAUCCCGGCUUGUAUUUGUUAGGGAACAGAAGGCCGUUGACUGACUCGAUCGCUGGCCGUGAUCUCCCUCACAUGGAGCGCUGGUUGGUGCCCAUCGACAACGUCGUCUCAUGCCUGCAGCGCAUGGAGGUCCGCUGGGACCAUAGAAUGAUAUACUCCGGCUUCUCACACCCUUCAAUGGCCCCUCCUGGCCCAGGCCUCUGGAGCAGCCUAAGCCUCUGGACUAGCCUAGUCGUUGGAAGUGUGGACCCAGACUCGCUCAAGUACAGCGAUCUUGUCAUCCUUCCAGCUGAGGCCAGUCGUGAGAUCAAUUUUCCGGGUCUUUGUAAUGAGACUCGAGACUUCGUCUUGCGAAAAUUCGAGUAUUGCAGGACGAGCCUGGAGGAGUAUGAAGAAGAAAACGGAGUUGAGCAGCGUCGGGUGUUUCCGAAGCUCUACUUCGCAUACGUCAAACCCCCCUAA
Diaporthe amygdali is the source of this 867-nucleotide messenger RNA. RefSeq lists its product as uncharacterized. NCBI's taxonomy places the organism in Eukaryota, Fungi, Ascomycota, Sordariomycetes, Diaporthales, Diaporthaceae. The record is from RefSeq and is a predicted model, not a curated record. The coding region runs from base 1 to 867 and encodes 288 amino acids. The transcript has 2 exons.